Messenger RNA from Drosophila busckii, 1537 nucleotides. Its product is annotated as facilitated trehalose transporter Tret1-2 homolog. Bases 62 to 1471 code for a protein of 469 amino acids. Gene Ontology annotation, biological process: transmembrane transport; carbohydrate transport. The transcript has a single exon. The record is from RefSeq and is a predicted model, not a curated record. NCBI's taxonomy places the organism in Eukaryota, Metazoa, Arthropoda, Insecta, Diptera, Drosophilidae. Gene Ontology annotation, molecular function: sugar transmembrane transporter activity. Gene Ontology annotation, cellular component: membrane.
UGGAACCGUUACAACGCGUAGAACAAGUUAGCUGCUAUUCAUAAAUAACAAUAAAUUAACAAUGUCCAGGGCUAAAGUGCUGCCGCAAUAUAUAGCCGGCUUGUCGGCUGCCUUUGGUGCCUUCUGCAUGGGCGCCAGCAUGGGCUGGUCCUCUCCGGUGGAGACUAAGCUCACAACAGAUAGGGACUAUAACUUUGACAUAAGUGGCGAUCAGUUCGGUUGGAUUUCCUCGCUGUUGACGCUGGGCGCCACUUUGGUCUGCAUACCAGUGGGAUUUGUUAUUGAUUGGGUUGGCCGUAAGCCUACAAUGUUGGGACUAAUACCACCCUACAUGGUGGGCUGGAUACUGAUGAUCUUUGCCAACAAUGUUAUAAUGCUGUACUUUGGACGCUUCAUAUUGGGCGUGUGUGGUGGCGCCUUUUGUGUUUGCGCUUCCAUGUACUCCACGGAGAUUUCAACGCUCGAGACGCGUGGACUGCUGGGCAGCUUCUUUCAGCUUAACACCGUAUCGGGCAUACUCUAUGGCUACAUUGUGGGCGGCUACUGUCCACUGUUGACCAUCAACAUAUUGUGUGCCAUUUUGCCAAUCAUCUUUGCUGUUGUGCACUUCUUCAUGCCCGAGUCGCCUGUUUAUUUGGCCAUGAAGGGUCGCCAGGAUGAUGCUACCAAGUCGUUGAAGUGGCUGCGUGGUCAGGACUUUGAUGUUACGCCUGAGCUAAACAAAAUACUGCAGGACACCACCAAGAGCGAUGAUGAGCCACAGCAAAACAUUUUCAAGCUGCUGCUGCGUCCCAUAACACUCAAGGGCAUCUCCAUAGCUGUCAUCUUGCAGGCGCUGCAGCAGUGGACGGGCAUUAAUGCCAUUAUGUUCUAUUCCACAUCUAUUUUUGAAGAUGUGGGCGCUGGUCUAAGUGGACGCAUCUGUACUAUUCUUAUAGGCGCCACGCAGGUGAUUAUGACGCUGGUGGCUGCACUCAUUGUGGACAAGGCUGGACGUCGCAUUUUGUUGCUUAUCUCAUCCUUCUUUAUGGCUGUGACCACCACACUAAUGGGCGUCUACUUCCAAAUGAAGGAAAACGAUCCAGCUUCGGUUACAUCCAUUGGCUGGCUGCCCAUUACCAGCAUUCUGGUCUUUAUUGUAUUCUUCUCCAUUGGCUUUGGUCCCGUGCCUUGGCUUAUUAUGGCUGAGGUAUUUACGGAGGAUGUCAAGAGUGUUGCCGGCUCCAUUGCGGGCACCAGCAAUUGGCUUUCGGCCUUUUUGGUUACGCUGCUCUUUCCCAUACUAAAGAACGCCAUUGGCUCGGCGCCAACUUUCUGGAUCUUUGCCGGCAUUGCAGUUGUGGCUUUCGUUUACUGCUUGCUCUGUGUGCCGGAGACGAAGGGCAAGUCAAUCCAUGAAAUACAGCUAAUGCUCUCUGGUGGCAAGAAGAGCGAGGAGCCUAUUGAGGCAGCACCACAAACAAUUUCCUAAGUCUACCUAUGUAUAAUAAAUACUAUAGCUAAUUAAUAACCAUAAGAAAUUUUAAUAUAAUAAACA